GUACGGCGUACACAGCAGCUUUGUGCUACGGCUGCUGGGGGAGGCGUACAGGCGUACCCAGCGACCCCUGAUGGCCUGUGUGGCGUACCGCGCCGCUCUGGCCGUCAACCCCUUCUUGUUCACGGCAUACGUGAGCCUCAUGGAUACGUGGCCGGGUGACAAGCCGCCCCCACCUAGCACCAGCACUACCAGCACCACAAAUAACAACAACAACAAUAACAACAUCAAUAACAACCUGGACACAGACCCUAACAACAUUUUCACGCUGGACAAGCAUGUAGACCUGAGCUAUUGUCACGGCACCACGCUCUGUUCUGUUAUUAACAGCAAUAACGACGCCUUCUUAUUUCAGCACUAUAACAACAACAGUAACAGCGACAUAAACAUGUCUAGUAACACAAAUAACCCCAAUAACAGCAGUAAAAACAUCAAUAACAACGGUAACAACAACAUCGCGGUUGCCAUGACAACGACAGCGACUCCGCUGGCCCCGCCCCUCGCGCCACUGGCCACGCCCCUCGCGACGUUGGCCCCGCCCCUCGCGACGCAGGCCCCGCCCCUUGCGACGCUGGCCCCGCCCCUUGCGACGCUGGCCCCGCCCCUCGCGCCACUAGCCACGCCCCUCGCGCCGCUGGCAACAUCAGGCAACCGCGGCGGUGGCGGUGGCCACUUGGUCACGCCUGCGGUCAAUGUGACGCUGAGCUGCAGUCAGCUGUGCACCCCCGUGGGGGGGACCGUCACCCCCGCACCCCUCCUCCUGCCCCCCCACCUGCGACAGGCUCCCCGUAAGCGAGCUGUCGGUGGGGGGCCCCCGCCCCCCCUGGGGGGGCGCUGCAAGCAGUCCAUGCUCACCCACCUCACCCCCAGCUUCGGGGUGAUCCCCCUCAAUCCCCCCAGUGUUGGGGGAGGUGGUGGGGGGGCUGGGUCCCCCCACAGCAGCCCCGCCUCGUCCCACCCCCACCCCUCUGUCAGGAGGUCGUCCAGACUCUUCGGCUCUGCCAGCUCUGUUAAGGAGAACAACAAGGCCCGGGGGAUCGUGCCCCCCACCACGGGGCGAAGGUGCAAACCCCGCGCCCUCCGACCCUCCUCCACCCCCUCCACCUCCACCCCCUCCACCUCAACCACCCCCUCCAUGCCCUCCAGCUCCAGCUCCAUGCCCUCCAGCUCCACUUCCACCGCCUCCAGCCUCAUCGAACUCAACAACGCCCGUAACACCAACCCCUCCACCGCCUCCAUCGACGAGAACAUCAUGCCUGGAGGUGGUGGUGGUGGUGGUGGUGGUGUAGGUGGUAAUAUCCUGAUGCCCUCGACUGGUGUUAACACCAACACCACCAAACCAACACCAACACCAGCACUUAUCAUCCCACCACCCGCCGCUGCCGACAGUAAACCGACACCACAACAGACCCCGCCGCCCCCGCCGCCGCCGCUUGUUGUCAUCAGUCAAGAGGAGCUUAAUAGACAAGCGCUGGGGCUGCAGAAACAGGCGGCAGAGGGUCUCAUGAGCCUCCUGCGCCUCAUCGGUGAGGCCUACAGGCGCCUCAGCAGGUACGACUUGGCCUCCAGCAUCGCCGCAUUUGAGGCCCUGCCGCCUCAUCACCUCAUGACCCACUUUGGCCUCACAUGCCUCGCCAAGGCCCACUUCCACUCAAACGACUUCCAGACCAGUGCCUCCUACUUCCGUGAGGCCAUGGCCUCAUGCCCCUACCUGCUGCAGGAGCUGGAUUACUACAGCACGGCGCUGUGGCACCUACAGCAGGAGGCCCAGCUGUCGGCCCUCGCGCAGCAGCUCCUUGCCGUUGACAAAGGGCGCGCGGUGACGUGGUGUGCGCUCGGCAACUGCUUCUCUCUGCAGAAAGAACAUGAAGCUGCCAUUAAGUUCUUCUCCAGGGCUGUGCAGGUGGAGCCGACGUGCUGCUACGCGUACACGCUGCUGGGGCACGAGCACGUAGCCACGGAGGAGCUGGACAAGGCGUUGGGCGCCUACAGGGGCGCCGUGCGCCUAGACGCGCGCCACUACAACGCCUGGUACGGCAUGGGCGUCGCCCUCUACCGUCAGGACCUCCUCGCCCCCAGCGACGUCCACUUCAGGAGGGCCCUCGCCGUGCACCCCACCAGCAGGGUGCUGCUGUGCCAUAUUGCUGUG
Molecule: messenger RNA, 2146 nt
Organism: Hyalella azteca
Lineage: Eukaryota; Metazoa; Arthropoda; Malacostraca; Amphipoda; Hyalellidae
Gene: Cdc27
Product: cell division cycle protein 27 homolog
Biological process (GO): cell division
Molecular function (GO): protein binding
Source: RefSeq, a predicted model, not a curated record